AUGGGCAAAUGGAGAGACGAACCGAUGCACACCGGCGGCACGAUGAACGCCGGGCAAGCGCCGUACCAGAAAGCGGCCAACGACGAGUGCAGAAUCUGCGGAGGCAUUGGUCACUGGUAA
Messenger RNA from Bathycoccus prasinos, 120 nucleotides. RefSeq lists its product with no specific name. The record is from RefSeq and is a predicted model, not a curated record. The transcript has 2 exons. NCBI's taxonomy places the organism in Eukaryota, Viridiplantae, Chlorophyta, Mamiellophyceae, Mamiellales, Bathycoccaceae. The coding region runs from base 1 to 120 and encodes 39 amino acids.